AUGGCACCUCUUGUGUGGCUCGUGACUGGAUGUUCUUCCGGCUUUGGACGAGACUUUGUCAAUGAGAUUCUCAGUCGUGGUGAUAAAGUAAUUGCAACUGCUCGCCGAUUAGAAAGCCUCGAGGACUUGAAGAAGACGGGGGCUGCGGUGCUUCAACUAGACGUCACCUGGGACCAGCAGCGUAUCAACGAAACCUUCAGAAGCGCCAUUCAAAUCUAUGGCCAUCUAGAUGUUCUCAUCAACAAUGCAGCUUAUGUCUUGGGUGGUGCAUGGGAAGACCUCUCCUAUGAACAGUUCCAUGAUGCAUUUGAGACGAAUGUAUUUGGGCCCUUGAAAACCACCAAAGCCGUGCUACCCCAUUUUAGAGAAAGAAAGUCUGGCACAAACGUCUUCAUCAGCUCGAUUUCGGGAUGGAGCGGAAUGGAGUUCAACGCAGGUUACUCUGGAACCAAGUUUGCACUAGAAGGAAUGGUCGAAAGUUUGAACAAGGAAGUGAGAUCACUUGGCCUUCGUACACUACUGGUUGAACCCGGCUUCUUCAGAACCGAUCUCCUCUCACAAAGCAAUCUCAAGACUGUGCAGUCGAGUAUCCCAGAGUACAACGAAGCAUCCAAGGCUUUCAACAAGCUACUCUCGGACAAGAACUACGCACAAAGUGGUGACCCAAAGAAAGGAGUAGCCGUUGUCGUGGAUCUUGUUCGCCAGGAAGGGACUGCCAAGGGUAAAACCAUUCCUGUGCGUAUGCCGCUUGGACCUGAUGCGUACGAUGUCAUCAAGAAUAAGUGCGACAAGACGACUCGGCUUUUGGAAGAGUGGAAAGAUGUCAUUUCUAGCACCGAUCUGGAAGAGUAA
This is a messenger RNA of Trichoderma virens Gv29-8, 852 nucleotides long. RefSeq lists its product as uncharacterized. Bases 1 to 852 code for a protein of 283 amino acids. The record is from RefSeq and is a predicted model, not a curated record. The transcript has 3 exons. NCBI's taxonomy places the organism in Eukaryota, Fungi, Ascomycota, Sordariomycetes, Hypocreales, Hypocreaceae.